Molecule: messenger RNA, 291 nt
Organism: Cylicocyclus nassatus
Lineage: Eukaryota; Metazoa; Nematoda; Chromadorea; Rhabditida; Strongylidae
Source: the annotation of a GenBank genome assembly
AUGAAGAAAGCAAUGGCUACACGCCCAAAACUUGCUGCUGCUCCCCGUCGUCCAGCUACUGGCACCGUGUCAGCAUUUUCGCAAGCGACUCAAUCGGUUGUGCGUGCGCCUUCAACACCGCCACUAUCGGGUUCCGGAUCUCCGCGCGUAUACCACGAAUUGCAGCCAUUGACGUUCUACCUCGCGCUUGGGCAAAGCGAAAAUGAGCUGCAGAAAAAGUUGGAUGAGUUGCUAGCCGAUUUUGAUCUAUACAAGGCCGAAAUACUGAAAGAAAUGCAGCUUGCCCUGUGA